AUGCGCUCGCCUGCCUCUUUUGGCACGAGUGCGAAUGGACAGGCGCCCGGCCCGUGCACGCCUGCCGAGGUGAACCGGCGCGACGCAUUCGGACGCUCGGUGCUUCAUCACCUCGCAUCCGCCGACGAGACAAUGGCAGGGGAGUACUUGCAGCAGCUCCUCAGCCAUCCGUCGGUGAAUGUCAAUUUGCAGGACCACGAAAGUGGCUGGACGGCGCUGCACCGCGCCAUGUACUAUGGGAAUCUGCGCACCGCCAUAAUUCUGUUGCAACGGGCGGAUACGGAUCCGCUGCUGCGCGACUGGGAGGGCCUUACGCCCUUCGAUUUGUACAAUCUCACCGUCGACGGCACGAGCCCGACGCCGGACGACGCCGCGCACGGCGCCGAGCUCUUUGUGUGGGGGGCCAACCGCAACUAUAAUCUCGGCCUCGAGCACUGCAACGACUGCGUACUGCCGGAGCGCGUCAAGCUCGCACGCACCGAGGCUGGCCCAACGCCAGGCUCACGCUUUAACCGCCUGCGCGUGCGCGACGUGGCCAUGUCCAAGUGGCACACGGUCGUGCUCACGACCGAGCGCCGCUCCAACGUAUACGUCACCGGCAUCGGGACGCUCGGGCGCCUGGGGCGCACGUCGCAGACGCAAAUGAAACUCGAGCGCCUGCGCGACUUUUCCGAGCCGGCCGUCUGCGUGGCGGUCGGCGCGGACCACACGCUGCUGGUCGCUUCAAGCGGCGCGGUUUAUACCUUUGGCUCCAACCGCAUGGCGCAGCUGGGCUUCACGAUCGAAGAGGGGAUGGGGACCGUCGCAUCGUCCACCGGCACCAUCCGCUCGGGCGCGUCGAACGCAUCGCUGCACGGCGUGAGUAUCGGCCAAAACGGCACCGAGCUCGAUAUACAGGUGACGCCACGCCGCGUGCUCGGCUCGCUCAAGCGCGAGACGGUGCUUGGCGUGGCGGCCUCGCGCCUGCACUCGGUCGUCUUCACCGCAGACGCCGUCUAUACCUGGGGCACCAAUACCGGCCAGCUCGGCUACGACCACCACGCGGCGCCGGUGCAGGUGCAGCCGCGCAAGGUCACGGCCAUCAGCCAGCCGGUGCGGCAGGUCGCUGCGACCGAGUUUGCGACGGCGUGCCUGCUCGAGUCGUCCGACGUCGUCGUGUUCCACGGCGACACGCACUUUCGCAUCACCUUUCCGGUGCCACGCCUGUCGUCCGACAUGUCCGUCUUUCGCCCACGGCAGUCGCAGCCGAAGCCGACGAUCCAAAAGCUGACGUGCUCGGGAACGACGUUUGCGGCGCUGUCGGGCGAUGGCGACCUCUUUACGUUUGUUCUCGAGCAUCCCACCGGCCUGCGCGGCAGCCACACGCCCAAGGUGACGCCGCCGCGGCCGCAGCUCGUCUGGUCGGUGCGCCGCAAGUUUUCGGCGGUGCGCGACGUGGCGAUCGGCCAGGACGGCGCCCUGAUCCUCUGCACCGCCACCGGGCACGUCUACCUGCGCGGCGCGCGUGCAGAGAGCGGCACCAGCAAGGCGCAGGCCGCGCGUGCCGCCAAGUUCCACGUCGUGCCGUACCUGCAGCGUGUCGUGCGUGUCAAGAUGAACGAGACGGGGAGCUACGCGGCGCUCCAGGCGCCGCCGCGCCUCAAGGAGAUUGCCGUACGUGGCCGCAGCAUCGAGAGUGAAAUGCUCGCCCUCUUGCCGCACGUCGCGCCCAGCGAUGCGCACCGCACACGGCCACGGAGCGCAAGCGCGAGCAGCGCGAGCAGCUGCUCGUCGCACCGGUCCACGCCUCUCUCUGACGCGUCCGAUGACGACCAGGACGGCGACCAGGCGCUCCAGCGGUACGCUGCGCACGCCCGCACGCUGCUGCACAACGCUGUCGAGUGGCGCGCAAAGCUGCACUACCCCUUCGACGCGCUCCCCGAGGUCUUUGCCGAGACGGGGUGCGACGCGGUGCUGGUCGUGGAGCACGGCACGCUCUACGUGCCUACGCACCGUCUCGUGCUUGCGACGCGCAUUCCCGCGCUCCGCGCCGCGAUCUGGGCCAAGGAGCGUAUGCAGCCCCCAGCCGCGCUCGGCGUGCAUGUCUCGCACGACGGGCCGCUGUGCGUGAUCGAGAGGCCGGACCUCUCGCUGAUUUCUGCAUUUUUCCUUUUGCAAUACCUCUAUACGGACGACCUGCCCCCGGUCUGGACCGCGAACCUCGGCGUGCUCGUCGGGCCACUGUGCCGCUCGCUGGACACGACCUAUGCCCCGGUCCUCCCGGAGCUGCGCAUGCUCGCGAGCUCGUUCGGCCUCGACGCGCUGAACCGCGCGCUGCUCUCGAGCGUUCCUCGUGCGCCAGAGCCGACGCUGCGCGGCGCGCUCGAGCAGCUCUAUGCGUGUGUCGCUGCGCACGACGCACGGGGCUGUGCGUGCGAACAAGCGCCGCCGGACGUCGUGCUGCACCUCGCCGACCGCGACGUGGCGUGCCACUCGUUCUUUCUGCGCCGCUCGCCGAUGCUCCAGGCGCUGCUCGAGUGGCACCGCACGCGGGGCGACCAAGGCACGACGCACGUCGACACGCCACACUGGCACUGGGACGUGGUGCGCAUCGGCCUCCAAUACCUCUAUACCGACGCGGGCCUCGCGAUCUUUGCAGGGAGCGACACGGAGCGCACGCCGGACCAGUUUAUGGACCUUGUGCUGGACGUGCUCCAGUUUGCCGACGAGCUGCUCCUCGACAAACUCCAGGCGCUGUGCCUGACGCUGCUCAGACAGCGCAUCAAGCCGACCAAUGUCGGCGCGCUGCUCGCCGACGCGAACCGCCACAAUGCCACGGCGUUUAGCGAGGUGUGCAUGGACUACGCGACACGCAACCUCGAGACGCUCCUCGAGUCCGGCUUCCUCAACGGGCUCGCAACGACCGACAGCGUGCGCCUCGAGUCGUAUAUCCAGCAGCGCCAGGACCAGCACCUGAAGCGCACCGUCGCAUCCGACCGCCUCUUUGCGCUCUCGCUCAAGCACCAGGCGUACAUCGCCGAGCUCGACCUGCCCAAGCCCUCGCUCAACAUGGCGUGCCUCAAGGUACCAAAACGCCAAAAGUCGCCGGCGCUCGCGCCGAUCGACCGCGCCAAGUCGCCCGAGCUGCCGCCCAUGCCGCAGAACGACGAUUCGCUCCUCUUUGCGAUGGACGACGUCCAGGAGGCACUGCCUAAGGACGACGAGUGGCACACUGUCGGCAAGCAGUCCAAGGGACGGCACUCGACGGCACAGAUGCCCCGGCGCUCGCCGGCGCUCGACGCAGUACAGGGCGAGCCGAGCGUCAGCCGCUGGUCCCUCGAUAGCACGCCGCGCUCGGGGGGAUGGCACAUGCCCGAGACGCCGCCGGUGCCGAGCCCACGCACGAGGCCCAUGGAGCCGUCGGACGUCUUGCACGGCACGCCGCCGCCCAGCGCUACGGUCUCGGUCGAGUCGCAAGAGGCCCUUGCACGCCUGCCGCUCGCUGCACGCGUCUCGCAAAAGGAGCGCAAGAAACAGCAGCGUAAUGUGCCGGAGCCGGCGCCGGCGCCGGCGGCUGCACCGGCGUGGGGGCGCGUCGCACGGCCGUCGCCGAAUCCGAGCCUUGGCCGCCCGUCGCCGUCGCCAAGUGCGAGUAUCGGCCGCCCGUCGCCGUCGCCAAGUGUCGGCCGCCCGUCGCCGUCGCCAAGUGUCGGCCGCCCGUCGCCGUCGCCGAGCGCUGCACGGCCGACACCGGGCACGUCGCGCCCGACUUCGUCGCUGAGCAUGACACGCCCUACGCCGUCGCCCAGCAACGGCAUAUGGCGCUCGUCGCCGUCGGGUGCGUCGCCCGUGUUUGGCGGCACAUCGCCGAACACGUUUGGCUCGCCUCCGGCCAUGUCCUUUGCGCAGAUCCAGCAGCAGCAGCGUGUCGAGGGGAUGGUGCAGGAAGCGGCGCGCCAGACGCCCAAGAACUUUGCACAGAUCCAGCACGAAGAGACUGUUGCGCAGGAGCGGCAGCGGCGUGAGCGGCAAGAGGCUGAGGCGUUUGAGCGCUGGUUCGAGGAAGAGUCGCGGCGUGUGCAGCAAGAGCAGCAGUCGGCGCGACAGGAAUCCUCGCACCGCAACGACGGCCGCGGCCGGCGGGGGCGCCGUGGCGGUGGGCAGCAGCGCUCGUCACGCGGGCGUGGGAAGCAAGCGAAUCCAGCUACGGCACGUAUUGACGACGCAUAA
Molecule: messenger RNA, 4209 nt
Organism: Malassezia japonica
Lineage: Eukaryota; Fungi; Basidiomycota; Malasseziomycetes; Malasseziales; Malasseziaceae
Exons: 1
Coding region: 1-4209 (1402 amino acids)
Molecular function (GO): protein binding
Source: RefSeq, a predicted model, not a curated record